UAGAAAUAUUUUCUAAAGAAAUAUACAAGAUUAUUAUUAUCCCAAAUUUUAAUCUUUAUAUUUUAUACUACUAUAAUCUUUACUAGCAUAAAGAUUGUGGUAGACUCCGGCGUUGUUCGUGUGUCAAAGUUGGAGACCGGACGCUUGAACGGUUACGUUUGCACUUUCAACGCUCUUUCUACAACUUCUUCGUUUUACCGCUUACGGAGAAAGUUUCAUAGGUCUUUAGUGUAUGAUUAUAAAGACAGCCUUACUGCCUGUUUGCAUCCUUAAAGACAGCCUUGCUGCUGCCUGUUUGCUUAGUGGAACUGCGAUACAUGCCACUGUCCAGAGAAGUUUGGUUGGAACUUUUGAGAAGCGGAUAAAUGAAGGCUAUGAGAGAAUACCUGUGCAUGGUCUUAAGUUGACUACUAUUUCAGAGAUUUUGAAGGCAGACUCAAACUACCCAUAUUUACUUGACACUAUGGGGGUCCUAACUGCUGUGGGCAAGCAAAAAGAAAUUGUUAAAGAGUCCAAAAGGACAAAGAUGAUCGAGAUUCAGUUGGAAGCGGAUGGGGCGACGUUAGAUAUAACACUGUUUGGGGAAUACAUUGACAAGAUCAAAAGCUUCUUUGGGAGACAACCAUUGGAAAAUGCGAUCAUUGUGAUUCAAUAUGCAAAGCUGAAAACUUUUCAAGGAAAGAUAAUUUUGCAGAAUGUCAUGUACGGAACGCGUCUUCUGUUAAAUCCUGAAAUAGAAGAGGUUGUUGCAUUCCGACAAAGGGUUAUUGGUGUGGCAAGGAACCGUCAACCUCUUGAGUUGGCCUGUGAUGACAUAACAGUCGUGCAACAAAAUGAAUUUUUGGAUGCGAAGCGAACAACAACAAUCUCUUUGCUGAAGGAUGGUAUUGAGUUAUCUGUUAGAGAUGAUUCCAGUUCAACUAUCUUUGUGUUAUUUGACCAUGAAGCCUCUUUGAUUUUAAAUACGUCAUGCUCCCUUUUGUUGGAAAAGACAGAUAGUGAUGGAAACACUGAAAAUCCACAAGAGUUUGUUGAUUUUUUGUUGGACCUGGGGAAAAAUCCUCGCAGCACACCUUCUCAAUGGGCGAUGCAUCAUCAUGUGUGAAGAAUUUAAUUGAAGAUUUUGUGGAAUCAAAGGAUAAUCACUUU
Messenger RNA from Cuscuta campestris, 1149 nucleotides. The record is from the annotation of a GenBank genome assembly. Lineage: Eukaryota; Viridiplantae; Streptophyta; Magnoliopsida; Solanales; Convolvulaceae.